AUUCAGUUGUUAGUUUUCUGUUGUUCACGAAACAGAUAAAAACCUUCUCCCGUUAUCUCUUUCCCUCCCGCCUUUUAAUUGUCAACACUGCCUCACGCUUUUAUAGUGAAAUGUCUUCAAAAUACGCUGAUGUUCCGAUUAGCGGACCCGUGGAAGUUUUUGCUGUUAGCGCUGCUUACAGAGCAGACCCUGACCCCAACAAAGUUAACCUCAGUGUCGGUGCUUACCGCACAAAUGAGGGAAAACCAUGGGUACUUCCAGUUGUUCACAAAGUAGAACUACAGAUUGCUUCUGAUCCUACCUUGAAUCAUGAAUACUUACCUAUAUUAGGUUUCCCUGACUUUCGAUCUUCUGCCAUCCGGUUGCUACUUGGAGAAGGAAAUCCUGCAAUUGUUGAAAACAGAGUUGUUGGAGUGCAGUCUCUAGGAGGUACUGGUGCCAUACGUCUUUCUGCUGAUUUUUAUCGCACCAUCAAUAAAGCUGACACAGUCUAUGUCUCAAGUCCAACAUGGGGAAACCACAAGGGUGUCUACAUGGCUGCUGGCUUUACCAACGUCAAAGAGUACCGAUAUUGGGAUGCUCAAACCAGAAGCUUAGAUAUUAAUGGCAUGGUUGAAGAUCUUAGUGCUGCAAAAGAAAAUUCCGUGGUAAUCUUACAUGCUGUUGCACAUAACCCCACUGGUGUCGAUCCAACACAUGAUCAAUGGAAACAAAUUGCGGAUGUGUGUGAAGAACGCAAAGUUUUAGUUCUGAUGGACAUUGCUUAUCAAGGCUUUGCCACAGGAGACUUAGUUGCUGAUGCCUGGGCUCCACGAUAUUUUGCUUCCAGAGGAUUUGAAUUCCUUACAGCCCAGUCUUUCUCUAAGAAUUUUGGUUUAUAUAGUAAGUAACUGGUAAACAUUCUG
Octopus sinensis (East Asian common octopus) is the source of this 905-nucleotide messenger RNA. Its product is annotated as aspartate aminotransferase, cytoplasmic-like. Gene Ontology annotation, cellular component: cytosol. NCBI's taxonomy places the organism in Eukaryota, Metazoa, Mollusca, Cephalopoda, Octopoda, Octopodidae. Gene Ontology annotation, biological process: L-aspartate biosynthetic process. The transcript has 6 exons. Bases 111 to 890 code for a protein of 259 amino acids. The record is from RefSeq and is a predicted model, not a curated record. Gene Ontology annotation, molecular function: L-aspartate:2-oxoglutarate transaminase activity; pyridoxal phosphate binding.